Molecule: messenger RNA, 2109 nt
Organism: Colletotrichum orchidophilum
Lineage: Eukaryota; Fungi; Ascomycota; Sordariomycetes; Glomerellales; Glomerellaceae
Product: cutinase transcription factor 1 alpha
Exons: 1
Coding region: 1-2109 (702 amino acids)
Biological process (GO): regulation of DNA-templated transcription; DNA-templated transcription
Molecular function (GO): DNA-binding transcription factor activity, RNA polymerase II-specific; DNA binding; zinc ion binding
Source: RefSeq, a predicted model, not a curated record
AUGACAAACCUCCGCAAACGAGCGCGCCAGGCAUGUCAGGCAUGCAACGCGCGACGCAUCAAAUGCAACGUAACCGAGCAGAAACCUUGCCGUAAUUGUGCCACAGCCGACACACCCUGUGAGCUACGAGAGUCGCGGCGAGGCAAGCAUCCUCGUCCCUCACGACGGAGCCAGAAGCCAGAUAAUGCGGCCGGGCUAGACCAGGUCGAGUCGUCGCCAUCUUUCAUCGAUACGAGUCUCCUUGAUGAUUCGGUGGGCAAUGAGGAUGACGAGCACUUUGCCGCAUCGCAAGCGCUCGCUGAUCUCGCAAGACAUCGGGAAAUAGAAGGCCCGGAAGAGCAAGAAGGUAUCACAGUGCAACCUCAAUCCCCUCCAUUGGCACCAAAUACGAGACAGGAGGAUGAUAGCUCCGUGUUUCUCGGCGAGUCGUCUUCGAUACGCUAUGUCACCAACAGUAACCCCACACCGUCAAUAGCAGGGAUAUCGCCACCAGAGAACCUGAGAUUCCUACAUGCCGUACCUCACGCUGUGAGGGCUGAGAAUCUUAUACCUGAAUGGGAGGUGGAGCGCAGACGAUCGAGGAUUCGUUCCCUAAAAGCAGAAGGCGUAUUUUCCUUCCCACCGGGGCCGGCUGUCGAGACACUGCUCAAGGCGUACUUCCAAUGGUUUCACCCAUGUUUCCCUGUUGUGGAUGAAGUUGAUAUUUGGACCAGCUUCCGGGAUGGCACCUCGUCGCCUCUGCUACUACAGGCGAUUCUCUUUAUAGCUGUCAUCCACUGCGAGGAAGACGCCGUCCCACCACUUGGUCUCGGGGGCCGUCACGUUGCCAAAUGGGUCUUUUACAACCGCGCAAAGGACAUUUACGACGUCGAGUUUGAGCCAAAAAAGUUCACAGUCACGCAGGCCUUAUUCCUCAUGAGCUUCUGGAGGGCAGGCUUACUCCUGGAGAAGGAUGCACGCCACUGGCUCGGCGCAGCCAUCAGUCUUGCCCAGACGAGGGCUCUUCAUCGCUCCUCACGAUCUGCGACUACCGAAAAGAAGACUGAAAGACUCUAUAGGCGCUUGUGGUGGGCCAUCUACAUUCGCGAAAGGCAAUGCGCUGCGGCGUUGGGCCUGCCGAACAGGAUUAGAGACGAGGACUGCGACAUCGAAACACUACAAGAGGUCGACUUUGAACGCGCUUUCGACGCAGCGUUGCUAAGUCACAAGGCUCAAGAGUACAUCGCGUACUUCAUUGGUAUAGCCCAACUCUCUAGAGUGCUGGGACGAAUCGUGCAUAGCGGAUAUCUCCCCAGCAAGUCACUCUCCGCGAGCGAUCGGUCUCGUAUGAAGGACGACCUCGUGAGGUGGAGAAAAGGGUUGCCUACAACAAUGUGUUUGGGGAAUAAUGACUUUGGCGAUGCGCCUGGCUUUCACGCCAGUAUGUUGCACCUGGCUUACAACAAUCUCCUCAUUCUUCUGUACAGAUCAGGCUGCAUCGGGAGCGCUGAAGAAAGCAAAGAAGUGGACGGGCAGAUUGCUCUCCAGGCUGCGGCGAGAAACUCCCGGAUUAUCGAGGAUAUGUUGCUGGAGGGUCACCUACGUCACGGGCAAAUCCACGUCAUUACAAACCUCUUCAACACGCUUUGUAUCCACACCGUCCAUCUUCGCUCUUCGAAAGGCCCCGGGAGAUCCAUCAUCGAGCACAGAGCGAAGCUUUGUCUCUUGGGCCUGCAAGAGCUGCAGAAAACCUGGGAGGUCAGGAUGUGGGUGCUGCAGUUGUUUUUCCAAUACCUGGAUCGAUCUACGGCGGCGCGGCUGCGGAUGCAGGACGAGAUCGGUUUCGCGCCUGGACUUGACAGCGUACAGGACGUCGGUACAGGUCCGAAGGCGAUGAGUGGUCUCAAUCGAGGGGUAGUUGAACGUGAUGGAUCAGAUGGACUCGACACUCUACUGGCAUCUGAACCUCCAUGGUCAUGGUCCACCGAAGAAGCAAAUCAAUUCCUUUUCACACAGAUCGAAAAUGACUUUGCUUUUGGCGAGGGCGGUGUCUUGAACUGGAAUGCGGAUACGCCAGCCACCAUUUUGCCAUCAGCGGACAGUGAUUCCCCAAUGGCUGUGGGCUUCUGA